Aaosphaeria arxii CBS 175.79 is the source of this 1554-nucleotide messenger RNA. RefSeq lists its product as uncharacterized. The coding region runs from base 1 to 1554 and encodes 517 amino acids. Lineage: Eukaryota; Fungi; Ascomycota; Dothideomycetes; Pleosporales. The transcript has 6 exons. The record is from RefSeq and is a predicted model, not a curated record.
AUGUUGAGAAAUCUGUAUGCCCUUACCUUCUUUUUCUUUGCAAGUACCAAAGCGUGGUCAUCAACAAACAACCAAUAUGUUCGCCAACAGAAUGGUAUAACAUGGAGAGUCUGCCCGCAGGAGCUCCACGAACUCGACAAUAGCAAUAGAACAUUCGAAUGCGGUACCUUGAGUGUCCCAUUGGACUACACCAAUAAUUCAUCCAGUCAAAGGAUUAAUCUUGAGAUUAUACGAGUCCCCGCUACAAAGGAACCGAGGAAAGGGAGCAUCUUUUUCAAUUUUGGCGGGCCUGGUGGUGAUGGACUCACCAACAUGGCAGGGUCAGCUUCCAAUAUCCAACCUAUUACUGGUGGUUAUCAUGAUCUCAUUAGCUGGAAUCCUCGGGGAACAGGAAACACUCUUAGCUUCAGUUGCUACGAGAAUUCAACCGAUCGUGCUUUGGCUGAUGUUGCCCUCCACAAUCCCCUGGCCAACGCUACUGCUGAUGGAAGUGCUCUUGGCCGCGCCUUUGCAGAAGGAAAGCUUUUUGCCGAUCAAUGUAAGCAGAUGCAGAACGCAACCGGCGAGUAUGUCGGUACGGCAUUCACGAUUAGAGAUAUGUUUCGGAUCCUUGAUAAUCUCGAUGAAGAGGGAAGGUUGCAGUACUGGGGCAUGUCAUACGGCACUGUGCUUGGUGCUACUGCGCUGUCCAUGUUCCCAGAUCGCAUCUACAGAGCGGUCUUAGACGGGGUUCAAAACAGUCACGAGUACUAUCACACCUUUGGUGAUCCCGAGAUGUAUACUGAUUUUGACGUUACUUGGAACGAGUUCCUCAAAGCAUGUAUGGAAAAUCCAGAUACUUGUGCAUUGUCACGACAUGCUCCGUCGGCUGGUGAACUCGCGGCAAAGAUGGAUCACAUGCUCGACGAUCUCAAGCUCAACCCUUUCUCAGCAGGCCACUCUAUUAUCGACUAUAAUCUGGUCAGACGCAACUUCUUUGCCGACAUUUACAAUCCAGUAUCAUACUCCAGGUUUGCAACAACAUUAGAGGCUGUGCUUGUACGGAACGUUACAGCACUUUCAGCAUUAUUGGCCGAAGAUCACGCUUUCGAGGUUCCAACAAUGGCCGAGACGCUCCCCGCUGUUCGGUGCAGCGACAAAUUCCCACGAUCCGAAACACUUGGCCCUGUCAAUGUCGAACUCGAGGACCGACUUUACAAGACAAGCGCCAGAUUUGGAGAUAAUCCCUCAUUUACAAUGUCAGCUUGUGCACAAUGGGGAUUCAAGGCUAAAGAGCGAUACAAUGGACAAUUCUACGCUAAGACGAACUUUCCAGCGCUGUUUAUUGGGAACACUUGGGAUCCUGUUACCCCACUUAAAUCGGCGUACAACAUGUCCGAGGGGUUCGAGGGAUCAGUAGUGCUUCAGCACAAUGGGCAUGGACACAUGACAUUUGCGCAGCCGUCGUCUUGCACCUCCAAGUAUAUCGCGGAUUAUUUUGUCAAUGGCACUUUGCCAGAGCCUGGAACUGUGUGUGAGCCUGAUGCUCCUCUUUUCCGCAAGCCAGUAACAUAG